Pelagomonas calceolata is the source of this 783-nucleotide messenger RNA. The record is from the annotation of a GenBank genome assembly. NCBI's taxonomy places the organism in Eukaryota, Pelagophyceae, Pelagomonadales, Pelagomonadaceae.
AUGGGCAUCACCAAGCUGCAUGCGCACCUCAAACCGCUCUCGCGCGACGUCGACGUCGCGGCGUACGCCGGCUGCUCCGUGGGCGUCGACGCGUCCGCCUGGCUGCACCGCGCCUACCACGGCGCGCGCGCCGACGGCGCCGCCGACGUCGAGGCGCGCGUCGCGGCGUUCUUCGCGGACUACGCGGCCGCCCUGGCGGGCCGCGACGUGCGCGCCGUCCUGGUCUUCGACGGCAAGGGCCCCGCGGCGAAGAAGGCGGUCGCGGGCGCGAAGGCGCCCCGGGGCCGCGGCAGCCCGUACGCCUUCGUGGCCGCGGCCCGGGCCGCGGCCGCGGCGGCGGGCGCGACGUGCGUCCAGGCGGCGGGCGAGGCCGACGCGGAGCUGGCGGCGCGCGCGCGGCGCGGCGACGUGUGCUGCGUGCUGACGGACGACUGCGACCUCGUCGCCAUGGGCGCGCCGCGCUGCCUCUUCGCCGCCAAGCUCGCGACGGCGGGCGACGGGCGCCCGACGCUCGUCGGGUCCGAGUUCGAGCUGCGGGCGCUGGGCGCGUCCGGGACGUUCCUGGGGUGGCCGCGCGAGCGGUUCGUGGCGUUCUGCGUCGCGAGCGGCUGCGACUACGCGAAGAACGUCCCCGGCGUCGGGCCCGCGCGCGCGCUCGCGCUGAGCGCGGGCGCCGCGGACGCCGAGGUCGUCUUGCAGCGGCUGCUCCGCGAGCCCCGGUGCCCCGAGGGGUUCGCGGACGCGUUCCGCGCGGCGGUGCGCCUGUUCACGGCCGGCGACUAA